AUGAAGUUUCUUCUUUCAGCAUUCUUGCUUCUCUGGCAAUCAUACUUUCCCGCCUUCGCACAGCAGAUAUCAGGAGCUUUGCUUCCUCUUGAUCUUCUCGACCUGAGUGAUGGCUGCCUUGCUGUUGUGAACAGCACCAUCACCUCGUGUCCCAGAUGGCUCCCAAAUCAUGCAGGAACUGGAGAUGCAAGCUUUGAUCUGCUAAGUGACAAGCUUCUUGGGGAUCUUUGCAGUGGAAGUUGCGCUCAAAGCCUGACCUCAGCAAGAAAAGCCAUCCAAGCGGCCUGCACAUCUCCCAAAGAUGUAAUGACCCCCAGUGGUGGUGUUGCAUAUCCAGCGACAUUUCUCGCCGACAGGUAUCUCUACGCCAUACAGUUGAGCUGUCUCAAAUCAUCGAGUGGCCAGUAUUGUGACACAAUGGUCGCAUCAUGGAUGAACCAAAGCAGCAGCGCAAACUGGACAAAGGCCCAGAACUGCUCGGACUGUGAACUUGGGGUUCAGAAGCUGCAGCUUGGUUCACCCUUUGGUUAUGACGAUGAUGGCGCCGCUACGUUCGCCUCUCUGACUUCCAGCUGCAAUGCAGGAGGCUAUGCUUACGCGACACCUGCCCCUUACGCCAUUAAUGCAACAGCACCUCCACCUCCACCGGCUCGUAAUUGCUCUGGCACCUACAUAAUCCAGGAGGGUGAUACCUGCAUGUCUAUCUCUGUGAAGGCAAACGUGUCGACAUACGGCUUAAUAUCGGCAAACGGAUUUGAUAUCAGCUGCAAUCUUUUGCCGCCUGUGGGAUCCACUAUAUGUCUUCCAAAGAAGUGUAACACAUAUCAACUGAGCUUUUACGACAGGUGCGGUGAUAUAACUUCUGGUUACAACAUAACCCGGCAGCAGCUUCUUUCGUGGAACCCGAUGAUCAACGACUUUUGCAACAACCUUGCCAGCUGGUAUGGAUGGAAUUUGUGUACCAGUUCACCAGAAGGGCUCGUUAAAGCCGGUCAAAGCAACACAAUCGAUACAGUAGCGCCUGUACCAUCAGAUGCGCAAAACCAGUCCAAUAAACGCUGUGGACAAUGGUACCUGACGAAGAAAGAUGACCUAUGUGGCAGUAUCUCGCUAGCCUUUGGCAUCUCUUUGGAUGACUUCUAUUUCCUCAACCCUCAAGUCGACAACAAGUGCUCCAACUUGUGGUUGAAUACAUCGUAUUGCGUCCGGCCUGUCGGCAACGUAGCCACGUACUCUGGCUAUCCGACACCAACGCCAGGCACCGUCUUCCCUAAGCCAACGCCAACACCAACAUCUGAGCCUCCACCAAUUGUGACAGACCCUCUGUGGUCGACGGCAGCAGGUACUGUGGAUAACUGUGAGGUUUACCUUAAUGCAUUCUCUGAAUCGCUUUCAAGUGUAUUGGGCAUUGCUCAGAUCAAUUCAUGUGCUAUAUGGGCUGCACAAGCCGGUGUCACAGUAGAGGAUCUGAUAGCAUGGAACCCAAGCCUUUCUACAAAUAACUGCGUGUUGCAGGAGGGCAAGAGCUACUGUAUCCUGAAAUGUAAGUCUCCAACGAUAGUCUUUUGA
Bipolaris oryzae ATCC 44560 is the source of this 1569-nucleotide messenger RNA. RefSeq names its product carbohydrate-binding module family 50 protein. The record is from RefSeq and is a predicted model, not a curated record. The transcript is spliced from 5 exons. The coding region runs from base 1 to 1569 and encodes 522 amino acids. NCBI's taxonomy places the organism in Eukaryota, Fungi, Ascomycota, Dothideomycetes, Pleosporales, Pleosporaceae.